Medicago truncatula (barrel medic) is the source of this 2868-nucleotide messenger RNA. Its product is annotated as linoleate 9S-lipoxygenase. The transcript is spliced from 9 exons. Gene Ontology annotation, biological process: lipid oxidation. Gene Ontology annotation, molecular function: metal ion binding; protein binding; oxidoreductase activity, acting on single donors with incorporation of molecular oxygen, incorporation of two atoms of oxygen. Lineage: Eukaryota; Viridiplantae; Streptophyta; Magnoliopsida; Fabales; Fabaceae. Bases 39 to 2645 code for a protein of 868 amino acids. The record is from RefSeq and is a predicted model, not a curated record.
ACACAAACAAACACUAUCACUAAGAGAAGCAUUCAUGAAUGGAAGCCUCAAAAAGGCCUUCUUCUUGUAUCUCAAAGUGGCAAUACUCAUCAACCAAAAGCAAACUUGUGAGUAACUUCAAUCCUGUUUGCCAAGCUGUCCAAAAAUUAACAUUCAGAGGAAAGUUUGUGAUCAUCUUGAAUCAAAAGAAAUCAAUACCUGGAAAAUUCAUUUCUGUUCAGAUUUAUAGUGGCUCAGAAGUUGAUCCUAAUACUGGUAAAGGGUGGUUGAGUGAGAAAGCAUAUUUUAAGGAAUGUGGGCGCAAGAAACCUCACCAUGAUGACGAUGUUGAUGAUGCACAAACAAAGGUUAAGACAUAUAAAAUUAAACUACAGGUUGACUCACAUUUUGGAACUCCAAGGGCUUUUGUAAUUCAAAACAAACAAAACAGGAAAUUCUAUCUUCUGUCUGCAUCUAUUGAGACUUGUACCAAUAGAAUCAUUCACUUUGAUUGCAAUUCUUGGAUUUAUCCAAUCAAGAAAACCAAAUUUGAUAGACUAUUUUUCUCGAAUAGAUGCUAUCUUCCAAGUCAAACACCUAGAGCAUUAGCGGAACUAAGAAAAGAAGAGCUUGACAAAUUGAGAGGUAAUGGAAUGGAAGAAAGAAAGGAAUGGGAUAGAAUAUACGACUAUGACUACUACAAUGACCUUGGCGAUCCUGACAAAGGUUCGGAGCAUUUUAGACCUAUCUUGGGUGGUUCAAGGUUAUAUCCAUAUCCACGUCGAGUUAGAACAGGUCGAAAACAUAGUGCAACAGGUCCAUCAUCUGAGAGCAGGCCACAAGCAACGAACUUUGAUAUAUAUGUUCCUUCAGAUGAGAUAUUUAGCCCUAACAAAUUGAAGGAGAUCAAAUCAAAUUCUAUCCAAGCCAUUGUACAUUUACUAUCUUCAAAGACAGAAUCAUUACCUCAACAAAGUUCUAGAAGCUUUCAAUCAUUUAAAGAGAUACUUGACAUGCUCUCUACCAAUAGAAACCAAACAAUAGAAGGAUUGAUCAGAGACAACUUAAAGAAAUUGGUACCAAAUAAGUACUUAAAGGAAGUAACUCAGUCAAUCAAGGAAAAUCAUUGGCAUGUUCCUAUCCCUCCAAUCAUACAUGAAAAAGAAUGGGCUUGGAAUGAUGACAUGGAGUUUGGAAGACAAAUGCUUGCAGGAACGCAUCCUGUCCGAAUCCAGUGCUUGAUGACAUUUCCACCUCAAAACAAAUUUGGAGUACAGAGUUCAAUUAAGAAAUCAAUCAUAGAACAGAUGCUUGAAGGAUGGACGCUUCCUCAAGCUUUGGAACAAGGAAGAAUAUUCAUGUUGGACCACCAUGACUAUCUCAUGCCAUACUUGAACAGAAUAAAUGCAAAUGGGGUAUCUGCUUAUGCAUCAAGGACACUUCUAUUCUUAAGAAGUGAUGGCAUGCUUAAGCCACUGGCAAUAGAACUCAGCUUGCCGGGAUCAUCUCUAGCUCUUGAAAUCCAAAGAGUUUUUCUUCCAUCAAAGCAAGGGACACAAGCAGCACUUUGGCAGCUUGCUAAAGCUCAUGUUUUAGCUAAUGAUACUUUUUACCAUAUACUAGUAAGCCAUUGGUUAUACACACAUGCAGUUGUUGAACCAUUUAUCCUUGCUACCAAAAGAAGGCUAAGUGAAAUGCAUCCAAUCCAUCGAAUAUUGAGUCCUCAUUUCAAAGACACCAUGCAUAUAAAUGCCUUGACUAGACUUAUCCUUAUUAACUCUGGAGGAAUUCUUGAGAGAAUGUUAUUUCCUGGUGAAACCUGUAUGCAAAUAACCUGUGAUCUCUAUAAAGAGUGGAAAUUUACUGAACAAGGACUACCUGCUGAUCUAAUCAAAAGGAGCAUGGCUUUAGAAGACCAAGAUGAGAACAACUCAACUGGGAUUCAACUUCUCAUGUUGGACUAUCCCUAUGCCAUUGAUGGACUUGAAAUAUGGGUUGCCAUCAAAUCAUGGGUCAGGGACUUCAUCUCAUUCUUCUACAAAGACAAUGAAGCCAUCAUAGCUGAUACUGAACUCCAAGUAUGGUGGUCAGAGAUUCGAACUAUAGGCCACGGCGACAACCACAAUGAGACAUGGUGGUAUCAAAUGACAACACUCUCAGACCUUGUAGAAACGCUAACAACUCUCAUAUGGAUUUCUGCGGCGCGUCAUGCAGUUAUAAACCACCAAAAACAUGCACAAAAUGGUAAUUACCCUCCUAAUUAUCCUACACUAUGUAGAAAGUUCAUUCCACUAGAAGGAACAGUUGAGUUUGGUGAGUUCCUCAAGGAUCCUGAUAAAUUCUUUAUGAAGAUGUUUCCUGAUAGGUUUGAGAUGAGUCUUGGUUUGACAUUGGUAGAUUUUCUAUCAAAAAACAGUUAUGAUGAAGUGUACUUGUUGAGAUGUCAACCAUCACAUGGUUGGAUAGACAAUGAAAUUGUUCUCAACAGAUUUGCUGAGUUCAAAGAAGAACUUAAGGAGAUUCAGACAAGGGUUUUGCAAAGAAACAAAGAUCCAAAGCUUAAGAAUAGGCGCGGCCUUGCAAAAAUUGAUCACAAUAUUUUGUAUCCUAAGAUGCCUAGUUCUGGAUCAAGAAGAUGGAAUCAUGGGAAGAGGAGUGUCUUAUAACAUAUCAAGUUAAUUUGUUCAUAGAAUUUGUGUUCCCUAACUCUGCAUGCCAUUAGUAAUAUGUAAUCUCUCACUCUCUUUUCUUAUUUUUGUCUUUAACUCUCCUUUCCUCGGACAAGAGAGCCAUGAUAAUUUGGAGUCCGCCCAAAAAGUAAGUAAACUUUGGUCAAUGAUUAAUCAAGCCAGUAUUCGUACUUGAAUUCUCCCUAAGCGAUUUGUAGUU